AUGCCGGGUAGAGGUUCAAGCCCGCCUCUGUGGCGGAAAGGCGUGGGACGCGCCUUCUUCGCUUGCUUUGCCAUCCUGGCUUUCCAGGCAGUGGAGCCCUUAGUUGAUGCGCUUGAAGACAUAGGUGCAACGAAUCCUCAUCCCCUUCAACGGAAUGUUUCUCAUGAUUUCCUAUCCGCACCGCAGCCAACAGCUGCCCAGUGGAGCCGCGCUUCAGCUGCGACUUCCUCUGAGCCUCGUCAAGGCAGACAAGGCAGAGAUGGUUCAACAGAGGAUAUGAAUGCGGGAAGCAGUCAGCUGCAACCUGUUGAUGGGGAAUACGAGAAGACCUCAACAGAGGAUGUGGACGUUGUUUGUUUUUCGCGGGACCUCUCGGGAAUCUUGGACCAGACCACGGGGGAGGUGAGCUAUCCCCUAAGCAGUUUCACAUCGAUAACCACUACGUAG
Messenger RNA from Eimeria mitis, 447 nucleotides. RefSeq lists its product as uncharacterized. The coding region runs from base 1 to 447 and encodes 148 amino acids. The transcript has a single exon. The record is from RefSeq and is a predicted model, not a curated record. NCBI's taxonomy places the organism in Eukaryota, Apicomplexa, Conoidasida, Eucoccidiorida, Eimeriidae.